Messenger RNA from Lytechinus variegatus (green sea urchin), 6180 nucleotides. Its product is annotated as PHD finger protein 12-like. Gene Ontology annotation, molecular function: transcription corepressor activity; protein binding. Lineage: Eukaryota; Metazoa; Echinodermata; Echinoidea; Temnopleuroida; Toxopneustidae. The coding region runs from base 427 to 3846 and encodes 1139 amino acids. The transcript is spliced from 16 exons. The record is from RefSeq and is a predicted model, not a curated record. Gene Ontology annotation, biological process: negative regulation of transcription by RNA polymerase II. Gene Ontology annotation, cellular component: nucleus; Sin3-type complex.
GAGCUGAGCAUGCGCAGUUGUGCGCCACCAUCGGGCUAGCUCUCGAUAUGUAAAUUUCUGUCCGGCAAAGUUUCAGUGUGGGUUGUAUUUUCUCUUCGAGGAUUUCUUCUCAUUGAAGCUGCUUCUUUUAUUGGAAUUUUCUUAUUCGAUAGCUGUAUAUAAUAUAUAUGCAUGUGCGUGAUUUCGAGAAAAUUCAUGCUUUCGAUUUUUCAGAAUCAGAGUUUCCAUCAACCUUCAUCACUUCGACCCGAACAUGUAAUUCGGUGCACCUCCACAGUGCGAUAACUACGGCAGCGGCGACUUGUGGGGAUGUGUUACCGUGCAUUACCACACGGGGACGGAGAUUUUGUUGGAAAUAAGUGAUUCGUUUGCAUCUUGUUUCUCGGAAUUCCUUUCAAGUAACUGAUACGCAGACCAAAUCACACGAUGGCUACGACUGUCCAGUAUGACCUGGACACGUCUGGAGGCCUCAUGAUGCAAAUUCAGGCUUUGGUUGCUCCUCCACAAAGUGAUGAGCCUCCAAGAAAAUACAGAAGAACAGAACCAAGAAGAACAGGAAGAGCAACCAACAGAGAUUCCUGUGAUAGCUGCACAGAGGGAGGAGAUCUUAUUUGCUGUGACCGUUGCCCUGCAUCUUUUCACCUCCAGUGCUGUAACCCUCCUAUAUCAGAAGAGGAUCUACCCUCAGGAGAAUGGUUGUGUCACAGAUGCACAGUAGCACCACAGCCAUUGAACACUGAGGUCACACUCUCUGACACUAUCAAGUCUAUUGAGAAGGCGCAACGCUCUGAGAGAGAAAAGAAGCAGAAGGAGUCUGCUGCUGCUGCCAAGGAGAAGGAGAGAGCUGCCUCCACCUCCCUCCGGCUGAAUGAUCGACUGAACGACAGACUCAUGAGAGAAGGAAGGGCCUGUUUGCGGCUGGCUCAGAUCCAGGCUUACAAGGAGGCACAAAUAGAGGCUGGGAUAAUACCCAAGGAAAUGCCAGAAGAGGGAGAUACCAAUCGGACGGAGGGAACAGAAGAAGAAAAGAUGGAUGUUGACAAGGCAAAGGAUACAAUGGAGGUGCCUGAAGAAAAGAAAGACAAGGAAGAAGAGGUUUAUGUCAAGUUUGAGAAUCCUCUAAGCUACCUCAUCAAAGCUGUAGCCAUUCAGAAUCCCAAGCAGUUCUCUCUCCCUCCAGAGAUGAUGCAACAUGCACCCCUACCAGGGACAACUAAGAAGAAGAAAAAAGAGGAACUAUCCAAGAACUACAAGAAGCCUCAUGAGCUAGAUAAUAUGAUGAUCCCCCUACCUGCUAAAGUCUGCUUCACAUGUAACAAAACAUGUCGUGUAGCACCCCUUCUCCAGUGUGACUACUGCCCUCUGCUGUUCCAUAGAGACUGCCUGAAUCCCCCUAUUACAUCCUUACCUACGGGCAGGUGGAUGUGCCCCAAUCAUCCGGAAUAUGCAUUACCAGAAUUCCAGAAUGGUGGUCACACAGAACGAGUGAAGAUCUUCAACAAAUUCCAGGGCAAGGUAGACCAGCAAGCCGUCAAACUCCAGUUCAUCAACAAAAUCCAUAGAUCUGGGCCUCCAUGGAAAGAGAAAUGUAAAUGGCGCAAAACAAUCAAGGUACCUGAAGCCAUCAAGAAUCAAUAUGCACUGCCUCCUCCAUUACUCCCACUCUGCCAUGAGCGCCCCCUUCCUAUGAUAGGCCCUGUGGAUGAAGUCAAGAAACCUGGUCCUCUAACUCAGCAGGAAGAACAAGAAGAGUGGUUGAAAGGUGUGGUGGCUCUGCAGACAAGUAUAGCAAGACAUUUAGCUCAGAAGUCACUACCUAAAGAACCUACCAUUAAACCAAAAAUCAUCACUGCUUCUAUGCUCUCGAAGCCUUCAUCUGCUCCAACCAUAGUCACAGCCACACCGUCCAGUCACAGCACAACACCGGUCAGUGAUACAUCAUCGAGUGUUACAUCAUCCAGCAUUGCGUCCACUAACCCGGAAGCAAAGAGCACUACCACGGUUACAACAACCACCACAAACUCUUGCAGCAUGAAAGACACAAAUGUAGUAGAGUCUUUGAGCAGAGAAUUUCGGACUGCCAAAAGGGAUGUUUAUAAGUAUGAUUUGAUUGACACGCAAGAACCAAAAAUUAGAACGGUUGCAGAUUUAAAGGCUUUGCACAAUGGACCACUCAAACCAAUUAGUGCAGUUACAUCAUUUAUGUCAAAUGGGCCAUCAAGCUUGUACAAGAGCAAAACGGACCUUGUCUUAGAAGCAGCUGAGCACUUGAACAACCACGUCAUGGUCAAGACGAAAAACAAUGGAACAUCUCUAUCCUCAGAGGAAAAGACGUUACAUGACUCUCCAUCCACUAGCAUUAUGAAUGGUAGUAUAACAAACAGUGAUAGCUCGGAGUCAAAGGUCGUGACCUCCAUGCAGAGAGUGACCCCUGCAGGGGUCAAGUCACCACCUGCAGUGACCUGCACAUCAGCAAAGACCAAUGCGACAUCAACGGUCAUGCUCAGUAGUGGAAGCGUGGUGGUACCAUCGUCUGCUAAGGUUGUGUCUACAACGCAAGCAGGAAACCUCAAGUUUACCACCAUCACCAUGCCAACCAAGAUGGCUGUUGGUGUAGGUCAAGGGUCACCAGGAUUAACAGGAAGAGUAGUGACAAUACCAGCUUCCUCUGGUAAGUUGAGUCCUUCACCUUUGAACUCUGGUAAGAUCACACCUGCAACCUUGGGUUCAUCACCUGCUAUUAUCAAUCUCAAUAGCUCUCUACAAUCAUGUAUAGAUGGCAAUGGAGAAGUGGAGUUGAGUAAGUUAGAUGAGAGGCUGGUCCAGAUUCUUGCCUGGCAGAGAUUACAGCAAUUAUUACCUCAAAAGACUCAAACCUUGCAGACUACGAUAGUCAACAAGAAAACUACAACGAACACUGUAUCAUCAUCACCGUCAUCCUACUCCUCGGCAUCCACCACUGCUGCUGCCAUCAAUCAGGGUACCUCGUCAAUACAUACAUUUAGUACAGGUGGUACCACCACAGUAAGCAGUGUACCAUUGCACACAUCCACAUUACCAUCAUCUGGUACCGUCCAUGGUGUUUCCUCUACAGGGCUGUCUCAUACGGUGCGGGCUAGGGCCAUGGUGUGUCCCAUGAACGGGAAAGGUCCUGGUACACCGGUUCCAAUGUGCUACAGGUCUCUGCAUAUAGGAUCAGGGCGUGACAAUGAUGUUUGUUUAAGGAACUAUGGGCAUUGUAAUUUUGUAUCUUCCAAGCAUGCAUGUAUAUUCUAUGAUGAGACUACAAGGUUAUAUGAGCUAAUCAACUACAGUGAGUAUGGCACCAAUGUAGACAAUGUCAUCUUCUCCUGCGACUCAUCAGAUAAAUGGUCAUCUCAUUUACCAAGGGCGUCUCCUAUGGUCAGAAAUGUUCGGAAGAUCAUUGACAAGAGGAAAGUUCGAUUCAGUGAGAGACUCAUGAAAGAUGGCAAGAGUCGACAUAAUGUCAAGCAAGAGAAAGAACCUGAGUUACCCCAGCGUAUGAGUUCCAUGCCCAAUGACCAUUACUCUCCGUGUGCUUGCCGUGGUGGGAGCUCAGUGCUGCAAGGUGACAGCAAGGCAGGAUGGGAAGGCUCUGCCUUGUUGCAUCAUGGGAGCUUUAUCAAAAUUGGUUGUCUCAGCUUUGUAUUCAGUAUUACCGAGAAUGUUACAAGAACAAUUCAAACACCAAAGGCUUCAUCUACGAGUUUAUUUCAAGAUAACAAGAAAUCAGUGGUAGUUAAUUCUUCAUCAACGUCAAUACCUGCACGGAAAACAUUUCCUCAGACUCUUGUGAGGUCACAAUCAGCAACGUCAUUACCGUAAUCAGCUAUCAUUCAGAAUUAUGUUCUUCGAUUACCAGCAGUAUAUGGGUUUGUUAUGAUUAGUGUUUUUUUUGUACUUUUCAUCCUUUUCUCUUAGGAUAACCACAUCCCACUGAGAAGUAAGCUAAACAGUAUGUAUUCCUUGCAUACUAAGCAUCACUGUUCUAAGAUACUAAAAUUAAGCCUUUUCACCUUGUCAUUGCCUGUGAAUUCAGGUAUCAUAGAAUUCUGACUUUUUUUUAUUGAUAAGAAGAUUGAUGGAAUCAGAGUCAGACAUGAGAAUGUUAUGGGUGGGCAGUUGAAAUGGAUAUUGAUUCAUCUUUCCUGAGGUUCUAGAAUCAUUAUAUAUUGUCUCUUAUUGCAAUGCUUUCUGAGUUUUUUUUUGUUAAUGUGCCUUUUACCAAAAUCUAGACUUCAGUUACAAAAUUCUUUUGUCAGGGAAAUGUAAAGACCAUGUCAAUGGUGUUUUUUGUUCCAUUGUGUAUCCUUCAUCCCUUGUAUGGAAGGGCACUGAAAUUGUAUGCAGCCUCUCUAUAGGAUUAUAAAGCAUGUGAUUUGUUAGCUAUUUAAGUCUGUUGACUCAUAUAAUUUUCAGUCUAUGCAUUCAUGUUCACAACUACGUAUAUACGAUCCUUAUUUGAAAAUAAGCCAACAUGACAUUUUUAAUACUAGAUUUUCUAUCAUGUCCAUUUUUUCCCCUAGGGUUUCAUGCAUAGAUUACGGGUAAUUUUUAAAAAUGAAAUUUCAGAAUUGACUACAAAAGCUUGCAGAUUACACAAUGCUUGAUGUGCAAGCUGAAAUCUCUUGGGGAGGGGCAGAUUAUAUCUCACCAUUGGCUGUAUGCACAACAUACCAUUUCCAUACCUAUGAUUACAUUCUACACACUUCUAUGCUUAUAGACCGUUAUUCUUUCUCCAAGUCUUCCCAUUCACACAUUACAAACAAAAAAAAUUCCUUAAUUUCUAUGUUAUGUCUUUACAUGAGCACCAUGUAUGUUUGGUUCCAUUUCUAAUUUCUCACCAAAGAGAGAGAGUAAAAGGCUAGGCAGCUGUGUAAGCAUAAGACAAUCCACUACUCCCUCCUCUUCUCCCUCCUCUCUUACCCAGAUCAUAUAUCCUUUUUUGGACACAUUCCAGACAGUGUACUUCCUGCAUGCAUGUUGUUGAAGGGUGAUAGGAGGAGGGUAUAUAGAGGUUAGAGGAACACGGUGUGAGUGUGAUAAGGCCAAUUCUUACCCUGGUUUCAUGUUUGUAGUGCGUACAUGACACAUGUCUUUGGAGCAAUGUUUCCAUGAUGUGGAAGAAUUGUAAUAGGGAUAGUCAAGUUGGAAAGAAUGAUGAAUGCAGCUGCUAUGAGCUCUUCAGAUGCCCUUAUAUUCAAAAUAUGACAAAGUAAGCUUGGGGCGGGAUGUUUUAUCAAGAUUUAGCUCUGACUUAGGGUUAUUUGCAAGUGUCAUCACACUCGUGAUAUUUGACUUUUAUCUCAAUUAAUUUAUGGUAGCAUGCAUCACAUAUCCGUGAUCUGAUCAAUGCAGUGAUGCAUUAUAUACCAAAUGCAACUAGGAAUCAAGUGCUCAUUUUAGUCAGAAUCAGAUCGUUCUGAUUACCCCCUGAAAUGUUUGGGCAGAAUAUUUUACUUGGUUCUUUAUUGCAUGUGCCCCAAGGUUGUAGCUAGUUUUGCCCAAUUCAUGUGCUUUUGUAACUACUUAUCCACCUUAUGAACUCUACUGAAACCAUACAAUCUUCGGAUUGCAUUCAGCUAGUCAUUGUCUGUGUCUUGCCAGUUAGGAUCAUGGACAGACAGUUAGGUAGUUCUUGAAAUAGCAUUAUCUGCACCUGGAUAUUGGUGCCUUUCAAGAUUAUGGAUUGGAAUGCAUUAUUUUCACUGUCAGAUUUUGUAUUUGGGGGGGUAUCUUGGGGAAAGAAAUAUAUAAUACCUGUUUAUAAUGGACAUCUCAACAAACUUAUUAACAUUUUUUAGCUCAUCCGGCCUGAAGGGUCAGAUGGGUUAUUUUUACUUUAUUAGUAUUUCAAUAUUAAACAUUUACAAGUAUUUGGAAUGAUGAUAAUGAAACUGAAUAAAACUAUUCUGAUGGAUGAUUCUCUUGGUCCUUCAUUGCUUUCACAGAUUUAGAAUAUAGUCAUGAUUGACAGGAUCAAUUAAAAAUGCCUCUAUUAUUAGAUAUAUGCAUUCAAUUAUGCAAUCAUUUUUAAUUAUGUGACAUAGGUAUAUGAUCAAGAGUUCCAUUAUCAAUGCAAUCUGGGCUCCGUAACACAAAGAUUAGCAAUCAAUCGCUAAAUGAACUGACCAAUCAAUAUCAAUGUUACACGCGCAU